CCCCCAAAAAAAUUCUGGAAAAACCCUAGUUCAUCCCUAAAACCGCCAAUUGCACCCACAAUUGAAGCUCCAACAAAAUCAGAAACCCUAAAUCAUCGAAAAAUCGAAAAUGAAGAAAUUGUUCGAUGAUGUUGAUGACGAUGAUGUUGAGAAGAUAUCGAAGAUUGAGGUAGACAAGGAAUUCGCGAAGCGAUAUGAGCAUAACAAGAAGAGAGAGGAAUUGCAGAAAUUGGAAGAGAUGGAGAAGAAGGGACUUGUUCCUGAUUCUGGGUCUGAUUCUGAGUCUGACACUGAUUCUGAAUCGGAAGUUGUUGAUGUUGUGAAAGCAGCGAAAGAGGAGAGGAAGUUACUGGAAGCAUUGAUGAAGGUUAGGAAUAAAGAUCCGAGUUUGAAGCAGCAGGAUUCGAAGUUGUUUGAGAGUAGCAGUGAUGAAGAAGAUGAAGAUGAAGGUGAAGGGAGGAGAGAGAAGAAGAAGAAGAAGCCGAAGUAUUUGAAGGAUGUGAUUGCUGAGCAAUUGAUUGAGCGAGGUCCUGAGUAUGAGGAGGAGGAGGAGAGAGAAGUUGGGAGGGUGAAGAGUUAUAAUGAGGAGCAGAAGGAUUUGAGGAAGGAGGUGUUGAAAGCAAUGGCGGAGGCAGAAGGCGAAGGCGGGGGCGAAGACGAAGGCGAGUUGUUGUGGGAGAAAAAGAGGGAUGAGGAGGAGGAGGAGGAAGGGGAGGAUGAUGAGGAGUUGAAUAAGAAAUUGGAUGAGUAUUUUGGAGAGGACGAUACAUUGGGUGAGAAUGAUGUGUUUUUGAAGAAUUAUUUGAAGGAGAAGUUGUGGAUUGAUAGUGAUAAAGGGAAGAGUAAGGUGAAUUUGGAUGAAUUAGCCGAGUUAUCAGAUGAUGAGGAGGCAAUUGAGAAGCAGGAGGAGUAUGAGAAGGGGUUUAAUUUUCGGUUUGAGGAGAAUGCCAGUGAUCGAGUUUUGGGACAUUCACGGAUAGUGGAUGGUUCGGUGAGGAAGGAGACGAAUGCGAGGAAGAAUCAGAGGGAGAGGAAGAAGGAGAGGCUGGCACAAGCUGAGAUUGAGAGGCAGGAGGAGGUUAAGAGGUUGAAGAAUUUGAAGAGGAAGGAGAUUCAGGAGAAGCUUAGUAAGAUUAAGGAGAUUGCGGGUAUUGAUAAGGAUAUUCCUUUAGAUGAGGAUGAUUUGGAGGAAGAUUUCGAUCCUGAGAAGUUCGAUAAGAAGAUGAAUGCUGCAUUUGGGGAUAGGUAUUAUGAGGAAGAGGAUGUUGAUCCUGAGUUCGGGAGUGAGAGUGAGAGUGAUUUGGAGAAGCCGGAUUUUAAGAAGGAAGAUGAGUUGCUUGGAUUGCCUGAGGAUUGGGAUGUGACUAAAUCGAAUGACGGGUUUUUUGCUGAAAGGGAAAGGUUGAAGAGUAUAGCCGAGGAUGGAAGUGAUGUUGAUGGAGGAGAAGAUGAUGAUGAACAAGUAGAUGAGGGUAAGAAGAAGAGGAAGAGGAAGAAGCCUGCCAUUAAGGAAGCUCUUGAUAAGAAGCUUGAAGAGGAACUUUAUAAGCUUGAUUAUGAGGAUAGUAUCGGAGAUUUGAAAACCCGGUUUAAGUACAGGGAAGUUAAGCCCUCGAAAUAUGGAUUGAGUGCAGCCGAUAUUUUGAUGUUGGAUGAGCAGGAGUUGAAUCAGUACGUUUCGUUGAAGAAGCUUGCGACUUAUAGGGAGAAGGAGUGGAAGGUGCCUCAAAUUCAGAAGAAGAUGUUCUUCGAGAAAGUUGUGAAUGAUAAGAUGAACCAGAAGAAGAGAAAGAGAAGGGAUAAGGGUGAUGUUCGUGAAACGAAUAAUGAGAAGGAAUCUGUAGAUGCUGGGAAAGCACAAAGUGAGGAGCCGAGUGUUGAUGAGAGCCAGUUGUCUCGAGCAGCCAGGAGGAGGCGCCGGAUGAAGGAGAAAAAGCUGCCUGAAUCAAGGCUUGUUGCUUAUGGAAAAGUGCCAUCCAGUUCUAAGAACAAGUCAAAGAGUUAAACCUGUGAGAUGAGUCAGAGGAGCAAUCUUUGAAACAAAUUUGAAUUCAUUGCCGCAAUCUCUGAAACAAAUUUGAAUACUUUGCAGCGAUCCUUGAAACAAGUUUUGGAUUACUGUGAUCAAAGUAAGCAGAUAACUGUGGAUUUAUGAAGUUCCUCUCUUUGGCUAUAUCUGCUAAACUGCAGUUCUUGGAGCUAAUGUUUGACAAUGAAUUUUUGUUCCCCACCCUUCAAAAUAUAUAGGCCUUGUCUAACUUCAUUGUUCAAAGUCUGUACUUUGCCUGAUCAAAUGUUGUAUGGAAUGUUGAGUUGGAUAAACAUUUUUUUUUUUAAUUUAUACAAAUUGUUUUCUUGAGAUGGUUA
Messenger RNA from Chenopodium quinoa (quinoa), 2367 nucleotides. RefSeq names its product protein KRI1 homolog. Bases 110 to 2005 code for a protein of 631 amino acids. Gene Ontology annotation, cellular component: nucleolus; 90S preribosome. Lineage: Eukaryota; Viridiplantae; Streptophyta; Magnoliopsida; Caryophyllales; Amaranthaceae. The record is from RefSeq and is a predicted model, not a curated record. The transcript has 2 exons. Gene Ontology annotation, biological process: endonucleolytic cleavage in ITS1 to separate SSU-rRNA from 5.8S rRNA and LSU-rRNA from tricistronic rRNA transcript (SSU-rRNA, 5.8S rRNA, LSU-rRNA).